AUGGGGAAACCAGGCAGAGAGAACCAAACCACUGUUUCAGACUUCCUCCUUCUAGGACUCUCUGAGCAGCUGGAGCAGCAGCUUCUCCUAUUUGGCAUCUUCCUGGGCAUGUACCUGGUCACUGUGGUGGGGAACCUGCUCAUCAUCCUGGCCAUCAGCUCUGACCCACACCUUCACAUUCCUAUGUACUUCUUUCUGGCCAACCUAUCAUUAACUGAUGCCUGUUUCAGUUCUACUUCAAUCCCCAAAAUGCUGGCGAACAUUUAUAGUCAAAGCCAGACCAUUUCCUAUUCUGGGUGCCUUACACAGCUGUAUUUCCUUAUCACAUUUGGUAGCCUUGACAAUUGCCUCCUGGCUGUGAUGGCAUAUGACCGCUAUGUGGCUAUCUGCCAGCCACUCCAUUACAGCACAGCUAUGAAUCCCAAACUCUGUGCACUAAUGCUGGGCAUGUGCUGGCUGCUAACCAACUGCCCUGCCCUGACGCACACACUGCUGUUGACUCGUCUGGCUUUCUGUGCCCAGAAAGCUAUUCCCCACUUCUACUGUGAUCCCAGUGCCCUACUGAAACUUGCCUGCUCAAAUACCCACAUUAAUGAGCUGAUGAUCAUCACUAUGGGCCUGAUGUUUCUCACUGCUCCCCUCCUGCUGAUUGUCCUCUCCUAUGUCCGUAUUUCCUGGGCUGUGUGUAGCAUCUCAUCUCCUGGGGGGCGGUGGAAGGCCUUCUCCACCUGUGGCUCUCAUCUCACAGUGGUCCUGCUCUUCUAUGGGUCUCUUAUGGGUGUGUAUUUACUUCCUCCAUCAACUCACUCUACUGAGAGGGCCAGUAGGGCUGCCAUUCUCUAUAUGGUGAUUAUUCCCAUGCUAAACCCAUUCAUCUAUAGCUUAAGGAACAAAGACAUGAAGGAGGCUUUGCGUAAACUUUUUGGCAGUGGGAAAACAUCUCUCUUACCAUGA
Messenger RNA from Loxodonta africana (African savanna elephant), 954 nucleotides. Its product is annotated as olfactory receptor 1N2. NCBI's taxonomy places the organism in Eukaryota, Metazoa, Chordata, Mammalia, Proboscidea, Elephantidae. The record is from RefSeq and is a predicted model, not a curated record. Gene Ontology annotation, cellular component: plasma membrane. Bases 1 to 954 code for a protein of 317 amino acids. Gene Ontology annotation, biological process: G protein-coupled receptor signaling pathway. Gene Ontology annotation, molecular function: olfactory receptor activity; G protein-coupled receptor activity. The transcript has a single exon.